Messenger RNA from Ceratina calcarata, 6895 nucleotides. RefSeq names its product mucin-19. The record is from RefSeq and is a predicted model, not a curated record. Gene Ontology annotation, cellular component: extracellular region. Gene Ontology annotation, biological process: carbohydrate metabolic process. The transcript has 13 exons. Bases 839 to 6493 code for a protein of 1884 amino acids. NCBI's taxonomy places the organism in Eukaryota, Metazoa, Arthropoda, Insecta, Hymenoptera, Apidae. Gene Ontology annotation, molecular function: chitin binding.
CGGUCUAAGUGCUCCAAUCAGUAUCGUCAACACGCUUGUGCAUCCGCGUUUCAAAAUUCCCCAGUCUCUCGAUCCAAAAAGCUAUUCAAACAGUGCACAGUACUCUCGUAUUCGGGACGCUAACCAGCUAGUUUAACACUACGAUUCGGCUUUAAAGUUGGAAAUUCCACAUCUUUUAACGCCUGGUCACAUUUCUGUUUUGAUAUAAAUAAAUUCAAUAGUCUAAUUAAUUCGGGAUUACGUCCCCGAAUCAUGUCUAACUUGUUGGCGAACACUUCGGGGUGCGUUACAAGAGGCGUUUUAUUUUUAACCGGUACGUUACGUAGCUUCCACGAUUCCACGUAAGUGAACAAGGUACGUGUAACACGGAAAGGUGUCCGGAUCUGGGCCAGUCCGGCGUCACCCCACCCCCGGCAUCCGGUAAUCCGGCGUUAAACCGAUCCCGCCGCGCCACUCCGAUUCGUAUCCCUGCGGGCUCCAUCUCCCUCGAGGUUCUGUUCUCUGGUUGCUUACAUCCGAUCCGGUAGGGUUUACUAAGAGAGCACGGAUCCUCCGAAAGGUUCAGUGCGAAACGCGCUCUCGGACUCGAAGGAUCCUUCUUCCUCGCGUCCCCACUCGUUGCGGAACCGAAUCGAACCCGUCGGGAAAAGAACGGGAAGAGAGAGGCUUUCCUUUCCAACGACUCCUCUCGCAACGCUGCUGCUGCGUUUGUUCCACUGUAGUUGCUGUGACAGUAAAACGCGCUCGGAUCCUUCCCCUCGUUGGAUCCAUCGAUGAGCGCCGGCGUCGUCGAUCAACAGUCGCGCAGCUGAUCUAGCGGAUCUUAGAUCGCGAAAGGAUGAUAGACAGGACGGGCUUGGCGGUCCUUAUCGGACUCCUGACCCUCGCAUCAGGCUUGCAAUGCCCAAAACAGAAGAUAUCGCCAGGCAGGGAGGUGGUGUGCUACACCUCCGUCACCGACGUCGAACGUUUGACGGAGGCCGUCUGCAAAUGUACCACGCUGGUGCAGCAAGGAUACGACGUGCGGAAUGUCUCGAUUUCCGAGUUUGAAACCUUCCAGAAAUCAUUGAAGGAGAUCAUUCCGACCCUUCAGUUCGCGAUUUCCGUGAACGACCCCGAAAGUACGCUCAGGACUUCCGGCAUGGUUCGUCAGGAGAUCGUCGCCCGAUUGAUGGGCGUCUUCAAAGAGUUGGAUGCGAUCGAGCUGAAUAUGACUGCCGGGUCGAAGGAACGUUUGUCACAUUUUGUGAAGGGCCUGAGAGACGAGUUGGUGAGGAAGUCCUACGACAAGAGGAUCUUCCUGGUUCUGCCUACAAAAUCAGAGAACCUGGCCAAACAGUUUGACCUGAAGGACCUAACGAAAUACGUGGAUUUGUUCACGAUCCCGACGCACUAUUUGGUGGAGGACGACGAUGCCCAGAGCACUUUCCAUCCAUCACGUCUGAUGGGCCUGUUCGACAUGUUCAACGCGGACAGCCUGAUCGACCUGAUUAGCGGCCUGGGCGCUCCCAAGAGGAAAAUCUUGAUAUCGGUGCCUGCCAGCGCGUACAGGUUCACGCUUAAGGAUCAGGACGACAAUGCCCCAAGGGCACCCACUGAAGAGACGCAGCCGGUCGUCAUUGAUCAGAGACAGUUAUGCGAUUUGAUGAAUAAGGGAGAAUGGACGGUGGAGAGAGACGAGGAUCUUACCGCUCCUUACGCGUUCAAGGAUAAGACGUGGAUCGCCUUUGAAGAUAAAAUAUCAAUCUCAAUAAAAGGCAAGUACGCGUUGCUUCGAGAUCUGCCUGGGUUAGCAGUGCACGAGAUAGAAAAUGAUUUGAAAACCAGCUGCGCCGAACCUCUUACGCAUGAAGUUCAUCGAUCCUUUUCGGAUUUCAAGAGGAAGUCGAGGGCAGCCGUUUUAAACGCUUUGGAAGACGAUUUGCAUCAAAUGCAACUCGAAUACACGACGAAAGUCAAGUCAUCCGAUUUUCGAGUGGUCCGCGUCGUGGAUACUGAAGGGCACAUAAGGGUGGUCCGAGAGAAUACCCAAACCGAAUUCACAUGUUCCAGGCAGGGCUAUUUCGUGCAUCCAAAAAGUUGCAACAGGUUUUAUCGAUGCGUCAAGUUCAACCAGGAAGUGGAAGACUACUCCGUGUUCGAAUUCGACUGUCCGGCGGGCUUGUCUUUCGACGAGCGAACCGAGGUUUGCGUUUGGCCAGGAUCCAUGCCCGAAGGAUCACCUUGUCCUGGAAGCAGCGAGAUUGCUCCCGUAGCUCGAGUACGAUUCGAAUGUCCUUCGAAAUCCGGCUACUACGCAGACCCCCAAAAUCCGCGAUGGUUCUUCGCCUGCAUCGAUUUAGGACGACCAGAGAUAAUGGCAUACGAGUUUCGUUGCCCGUUCGGGCUGAUCUUCGACGAACAGAAAUUGGUCUGCGAGUGGCCAUGGCUGGUAGCAGGAUAUUCUGGCAGCGCUUACGAAAGGCCAGAGUACGACUUUGGUGCUGGGGCAUCGAUAAGUACUGGUGGAUAUUACACCGGAGGAUUGCCUCAUGGGUACACAGGAGCUCCAGGAGGAUAUUCUGGUUCGACGAUUGGCGUCGGGUACACCGAUGCCGGAUCAGGAUUCUCUGGUACUGGCGGAUACUCGAGUCAAGGAGCAACUGGAACCGGAUAUUCCGGAGCAGCUGGUGUUGGACAUGGAGUUUCAUUCGGUGGUCAAGGAUCUGGCGGAUAUACUGGAUCAACUGGAAGUGGAUACUCCGGAACCGCGGGACAUGGAGUUUCAUUCGGUGGUCAAGGAUCCGGUGGUUACACUGGAUCAACUGGAAGUGGAUAUUCCGGUACAGCUGGUCACGGAGUUUCAUUCGGUGGUCAAGGAUCUGGUGGUUACACUGGAGCUGCUGAUGCUGGACAUGGAAUCUCGGUUGAUGGCCAAGGAUCUGGUGGAUACACUGGAUCAGCUGGAAGUGGAUACACCGUAACAGUUGAUCACGGAGUUUCAUACGGUAGUCAAGGUGGAUAUACUGGAUCAACUGGAAGUGGAUCUGGAACAGCUGGAGGCGGAUACUCCGGAUCAGGAAAAGUCGAAACAGGAACUGGACAAGGAUAUUCCGGAGGAUCAACGAGUAAUGUAUAUACAGGCUCGGGCAUAGGAUAUUCAACCGGUACAAUUCACGCAGGAUCGUCUGUUGGUACUGGAUACUCGAAACCAGGUGGAACCGGUUAUAGUUUUGCACCGGGAUAUUCGAGUUCUGUCGGUGGUGGAUACUCUGGAUCAACUCAAGGAGGAUAUUCCGGUUCCAUUGGCGGAGGAUACUCAGGAACGACGAGUACUGUUCACGGUGGAUCCACUGGAGGAUAUUCGGGAUCCAUUGGCGGAGGAUAUUCAGGAACGACGAGCACUAUUCAUGGUGGUUCCAGUGGAGGAUAUUCAGGAUCCAUUGGCGGUGGAUAUUCCGGGACAACAAGCUCUGGUCACGCAGGAGGUGGUGGUUACUCAGGAUCAGGAGGAUACACAGUACCUUCUUACGGAUCUGUACCGGGAGUCGAUUAUUCGGGAACUGGAACAGGCGCGACUGGCCAUGGAUACAGUGGAGAAACAGGAACAAAGUAUACAGGAUCUAGUUCUGGAAUUGGUUUCGGUGGACCAACGCAAACGCCUAUCUACGCCUCCAGUGGACCGAUUGGAACUGGUCUCGACGUGUCCGGUGUACACUCACAGACUCCUGGACCAGUUUUGCUCGAGAAGCCUGAACAACCAAUUUGCAUCACUUCUUGCUAUCCCCAGCCAUCAAGCGGGCCAACUUACAACACUGACGGCUACGUCUCAAGUGGCGUUACCUCCGGAACGAAUAUCUACCAAGGUGGAUACACGGGAAGCCGAAACAUCAGCUUCGGCGGAAGUUACAUUCCUUCCAUUGGAACUUCAUAUCACGGAGGCGUUACACCGAGUGGAUACCCAGGAGCUGGUACCAUAAUCACUGGGCAGAAUGUUCACGGAUCAAUUAUUACAGGGGAUUCCACCCCAGGAACUUUAAUAACUUAUGGACAGAGUCCUGGCACAGUCUUCGGAGGCUCUACAGACCAAGGAUCAAUAUUAACCGGUGACAGCCGUCCAGGAUACACCCAAACUGGUCCUGGUUCCCCUGGCUACGUCGUCAGCCAAGGAGUAAAGACUGUAUAUGGUUCAGCCAGUCCUGGAACCGUUUUGUACGGAACACCUUCGCCUGGUAUUGCAGUCACAGGUUCACCUGGCUCGGGAACAAUAAUCAAAGGACAGCCAAGUCCUGGCAUCGUUCUAACAGGCCAAACAGCCCCCGGCGUUUCCCUUGGUGGAACCGUCCAGCAAGGAACAAUUAUUGGCUCCACGGGACACGUAUAUCCAGGAACGGGAUACACGCAACAAGAUUUUAUUUCCGGAUCUCCGUUUGGAAUCAGAACUACCACCGCUACUUACAAUAGUGGUUACAAGACGAACGAAUAUCAUGAUAAUGGAGGACGCGGUACCAUCAAGUUCAACAAUGGUGACGUGACGACGAAAUACACGGAAAACGAUCUUCCGGAUUACAGACCAGCAGGUGGUACGAUUCCUCCAGACACGCUUAUCCCUGGAAGCAAAGGAGUUCCGGGACCAUCGACGCCGACUGGAUUCUCCAAGACUGGACUAACUCAAUCAGGAGUCACCAGUGGCACUCUGGCCGCAGGAGGCAGCUACGUCAUCGGUACAGGAAGAUCGCGGCCGACUCCCAAACCUGACAUAAUCGGUGCAAACGCGUUUGAAGGGAGCGUGGCAGGAUACACGAAAUCCUCUACCGAAAGCAGCGUCACGUCGACUUAUAAUCAGGACAUAAAUCGCGUGGAUACUUCUAAAAUUGAUCUGGGCCUUUCCAAGGGUCCUGGAUAUUCGUAUCCCACUCCGAGUAUUCCUUUCCAAACGGGAACCAGAGUUUCUUCGACUGAGAGCAGUAUUUUCGGUUCCACUACUCCAACACCGUUCUUGAAUGUUGAAUUGUACAAUACACCGCGAGUGCCCACGUUCGUGAGCAAGCCCACUGGCUUUACGCGUGCACCUUUCUAUACGUCUGGUGGCACAACUUUGGACGAUUACAAGACGACCUUCUUCGAAGCGGCGAAGAUCCCUAUUUCCACGGUUCAACCGAUAGACACUGGUUACAAGACUUCAACGCCAAUUCCAGUGACACAUUACGGCGGAAGCGUUCAAACCGGGACUCAAUUUGGAUUUGGAAAUGUGCAAGUCUCCAGGGAUCGGGGUUACAGCAGCACAACUCCGGUGCCGAUACCGGCAGCAACGCCGACUCCACAGUACGAGUAUAGACCUACUGUUGGCCCAUCUGGCUCUGGUUACUUCAGCUCGACGUCCAAGAGUAUAUUCGGGGAGAACGUAACGCCUUCUGGUAUAUCAGAAUCUCUGAGACCACAGAAAACGUAUACCACCGGGCCAUCCGGUUACGCUGUAGACUCAGGUACCAUAAGCGGCUUCACCACAAGUUCGCGCGGCGAGGACGGAAAAUUCAUUGGAGGCUACAACCGAGGCACGACAAAAUACAUUCCAAGCGAGUACGACGUCUACCAAGGAUCGAUUUCCGGCGGCGAUUACUCCAGAACGCAGCAGGGUUAUAGUUCAACAAUUUCCGGUUUCGAUUACUCGAAGACGCGACAGGGUUACGGCUCGACCCAAUCACCGCUGGCUGUAACGACGUACUCAGGAGUUUACUCGAAGCCAUCGCCGGUGAUCACGUAUCAAACCACCGCAAAGUCAACAGCGGUGGGUAAGGGUAAAGUAAUUGUCAAGUGGAGCGAUUUGCAUCCCAUCUUGCUGGGGAAACUCGGAGCCGAAUGUACCUGUCGAGGAGAUCCGUUCGCAAACCUCAGAGGACCAGGCUCGAAAUUGAUCAAUUCCUCAAAGGGCAAAGUGGAUUUGGCUAAUUACGACGAGUCGGACAUCUACGUAGAUCUUGAGAAAGAGAAUUCCUACGAGGAAGGCGAUUAUUCUAGCCGCGAGUAUCAAGGACCUGUUAAAAUCUGGAACAAUCAGAUACCCAAGAUUCCCAGUUCUGAAAUUCAAGAGAAACCUUCUUCCACUUAUCUGCCAAGCGUGACUCCGUCCGCAGGUCUGGGAGCCCGCGCCAGCGUUUCAGGAUUUUCCAACCGCGGAUUCGCUGCCAAUUUCAGAGCCGGGAAGAGCCUGAACAGCGUCAGUAACACCAACUCGUUCAACGCUGUUGCAAACAAAAAUUCUUCUGUGGAACAGCCAGCGUUCGGCGAGUCAGAAGAGGUAAUCGACGGAGUGACUAACUGCGCCAGGCCAGGUUUGUUCAGACAUCCUAACUUCUGUAACAAGUUCUACGCUUGUCAUUGGGACGAGUGGAAGAAGAAGUUCACUCUCCACGUGUUCAACUGCCCGGUGCAUUUGACUUUCGACAAUGGGGUGAGCGCGUGCAACUGGCCCAGCAUGGGGCCCGCUUGUCAAGACGAUAAUUUGUUAGUUUAGGACGGCGUACAGUAGCACAGCACGAUCUUUCGAGCAAACAUACAAGUAUCGUUAGAACAGGCACUCGAGGAGUCGAAAUCUUAUCUGGCUCUUCAGUUAACGAUAUCCAAAACACAUGUUAAAUUAACACGCUAUUAUGUGUGCUAAAAUCUUAUCGUAUUUCUUUGCCAAAAUAGGAAUGAUAAAAAAGCAAUUAUUAUUUUUGCUAAUUUUUUAAAAUUCAACUGCAUGCAUCAUUUGAUUUUACUUUGCAAUUAUUCAUAAUCGCAAGAUCGUAUCCGGAUGACAAUAGCGUGAGGCAGCGUUCAAUUAUAACUCGAUAACGGUUAAUUCUGAAUUUCCUACCGCGUGCGCACGUGGUCGCAAAUGCUUUCACGGAAAGGAGACAAAGAAGAAGAAAGA